CACACGUACCCACCAAUAUUGGUGCGGAGCUCCCUCACACCGCACGCACUGCCAGAACAAGCGGCGUGCAGCCAGCCGCAAUACGCACCGGUGCAGCAUAUGGGGUGGGGGCAACAGCACACAUCGCUCCCCCCCCCCCUGGUGGCAGGCAGGGCUGCACCCUCCCCCGGCCCAUUACCCGCAAUGGGCGAGCGGCUGGCCCACCAGCGCCCAAACCCCAUGGUACCCACCCCCGUCGCAGCCCGCAGCAGCAAGCCAUUACACACACCCGGGAGGAGCCCUCCACAGGGCAACCCCCCUCCAGUCAUGCGGGCUGCCCCUCACCUUAGACAGCGGCCCGCAACAGCAUCCGGGUCAGGCAAUGGGGACAGGGAGCAGCGGAAGGUUGGGGUCAGGAGACCGCGGACAGAGCAGUAGGGCGCAGGCCCUCCAGCCGCUAGAGGGGCAGCAGCGGCACCCAGUGGAGCAGCCUCGGCCGCAACCGGCAGAUACGUUACACAUAUCCUCUGUGAGGUUACAGGUUCCAGCCUCCAUAGAAGAUAGACAGCCGGCACCAGGGCCACCAUCAGAUCAAGUCCCGGCGGGCGCGCUGCGCGACGAGGGACAGAACGGAGCGGCAGAGAUGGUCAAUCGGACACCCGAGGCUUCAGGAACAGAUUAUCAAGCCGGGCUAGCAAGGCUAGCAAGAAAGGCAGUGGCACCGCGGACGCUGAGGACGUACGAGGCGGCUUUCAGCGAAUGGCAGGCGUUCAGGAUAGGAAAAGGAGAGGCGGGUAAGAACGCUCGCGAGGAACUGUUGGAGUACGUGUGGCAGGGGUAUAGCCAGGGGAGAUCUAAGGCAGCAAUGUCCGCAACACUCGCAGGGAUAGCGUACGUCGCAAAGCUUAGAGGGGAGGAGGACCCAACAAAGUCAUUUCUGUUAUCAAAAGCGCUAAAAGGGUGGGCAAGGGAGCAGGCGACGCCAGGCGACGCGCGCAGGCCCAUAGGGCGCCCCAUGCUUAAGAACUUAAUAGAAGUAGUGAGUCGCAUUGCAGCGGAUGAGUACGAAACAGGGCUUUUCCGCCUGGCUUUUUCCCUCGCAUUCUUAGGAGCUUUCAGGGUAGGGGAGCUGGUAGCGAGCUCCAAGAGCUCAAAAGAUUCGGGCCUAAUGGCAGGCAACGUAGCGGUGGAAAAAGAUAGGGUGCUCUGCAAAAUACACAAGUCAAAAACAGAUCAGUUAGGCCGGGGGCGCUGGGUAACGAUAGGAAGGCAGGAAGAGCAAAGCACAUGCGCGGUAACACUGGCAAGCGAUUUCGAGCGGAGACGCCCGCAAGGGCCCUGGCCGCAGUGGCUAGUGCACGAUAGCGGUUCACCCCUGACUAGAUUCCAGUUCCAAAGCGUAUUCAAGAAGGGCCUGAGGGCAUUGCAGCUGCCCGUGGGGCAAUACGGUACCCAUUCCUUUAGGAUAGGGGCGGCUACCUGCGCGGAGGCGGAGGGGUUGCCAGCAAGCGAGAUCAAAAAGCUAGGCAGGUGGAAGUCGGGAGCGUACAAGGUAUACUUACGCACGGAAAAGCACGACUAGAAAGCAGCGCGGCGUCUUUCGCGAAACCCAAGGCCUUAAGCUGCCCGCCAUUAAAAUGGGGGAUUGAAGGAAUUUUUCCAAUUUUGCCCUCAAACAAAAUGAGGUUUUGUGGUUUUCGCCUUCAUUUGGGUCGCGUGAAAGUUCGCAAGCAAAGGCCGCAUACAACAGGGGGUAACGUACAUGUGUAAUUCUGCUUUUCAGGAGGGAAAAAGAAGGACGGGAGAGUCUGGAUGGUCGGCCACUCGUAUAUUUACUGGGCCAGCAGACACAAAUCAGCCGGGGAUUUAGCACAAAAGUGGGGGGCAGAAGUGGAAUGGAUAGGCAUCAGGGGUUUGAGAUGGAAAGGGCUACGGGACACGUUGCUAAGGAAUGAGAGGGCACACGGGAUGCCAGGGAGGGUCGUAAUACACCUAGGGGGCAACGAUCUGGGAAAAAGCAAGGGGAGCGAGCUGAUUGCGGCAAUACAAGCUGACAUUCAAUGGCUGAAGGGAAGGUGGCCCAAUACAGGGAUCACUUGGUCCGAUAUAGUCCCAAGGGCGCAGGGGGGCCCGGGGUUAGAAAGGGUCAGAAGGAAGGUGAACAAAGCGGUAGCCCGCCUAUUAACGGAAGAAGGCGAUACAAUCGCCAGGCAUCCGUUGUUGAGGUUCGGAGAGGAGGGGCUGUUCAGGCAAGACGGAGUACACCUGACAGAGGAAGGUUUAGCUAUAUUCUUGGGCGACAUAGCAGAAAGCGUCAGUGGAAGGCAUGAGGUAGCAGGGGGUGGCGGGCCUGGGUUCUAGGAACCAGGCUAUGGCGGCAAGCAGUGCUCCUCGGCGGUCUGUAGUAGCGCAACGUCGGUUGGCCGGCACUUCCCCAGAUACUUGGCGAAUUUGUCGUGGCCUCAAGGGCCGACACGGUCGUCAUCUUAAGGGUGGACCGGUGCUAUGCCAAUGAGGGGAAGUGGUACCGCUCAGCUAACUUGCGCAAGGGCGGGACUUAGGUUCCGCCCCGUUGUUUAAUCUAGGAGAAAUUAAUAUGGAGGCUGUAGCCGGGGGUAUGCACUGCUUUCUCGCCACCCACUUAUAGAGUACCAAUUCUAAUCCAAUCAAUAAAUUUGGCUGUGACCUUUUAAAUCGCAA
Pseudophryne corroboree (corroboree frog) is the source of this 2679-nucleotide messenger RNA. RefSeq lists its product as uncharacterized. Bases 362 to 1561 code for a protein of 399 amino acids. The record is from RefSeq and is a predicted model, not a curated record. Gene Ontology annotation, biological process: DNA recombination; DNA integration. NCBI's taxonomy places the organism in Eukaryota, Metazoa, Chordata, Amphibia, Anura, Myobatrachidae. The transcript is spliced from 2 exons. Gene Ontology annotation, molecular function: DNA binding.